Molecule: messenger RNA, 999 nt
Organism: Vigna umbellata (rice bean)
Lineage: Eukaryota; Viridiplantae; Streptophyta; Magnoliopsida; Fabales; Fabaceae
Source: RefSeq, a predicted model, not a curated record
GGAGGACAGAAAGGUUCGUUUUAUGAGGUAACGAGUAACUUAGAUAAUGACAUGGUGAAUCCUGUUCCUGGUACCCUUAGGCAUGCGGUUACAAGAACUGCACCCUUGUGGAUCUAUUUUUCUCAUAGCAUGACCAUUAGGCUGAGCCAGGAGCUGAUUGUGGCAAGUGACAAGACCAUUGAUGGAAGAGGAGCUGAUAUCUACAUUAUGAAUGGUGCUGGUUUUACCCUCCAAUUCGUCAAGAAUGUCAUCAUCCAUGGAAUCAAAAUUUUUGACAUUAAUUCUGGCAAUGGUGGACUUAUCAGAGAUUCUGAGACCCACUACGGUCAAAGAACUCAGAGUGAUGGUGAUGGAAUUUCCAUCUUUGGCUCUAGCUAUGUUUGGAUCGACCAUGUUUCCAUGAGAAACUGCAAAGACGGAAUGAUCGAUGCCAUUAUGGGUUCUACUGCCAUUACCAUAUCCAAUUGCCACUUCACGGACCACAAUGAGGUGAUGCUGUUUGGUGCGAGUGACAGCUAUGAUGGUGAUAAGCUAAUGCAGAUCACACUGUUAUUCAACCACUUUGGUAAGAGAUUAGUUCAAAGAAUGCCAAGAUGCAGGUUUGGUUUUUUCCAUGUGGUUAACAACGACUACACUCAUUGGGAAAUGUAUGCCAUUGGUGGUAGCAAGCAUCCUACAAUUAUUAGUGAGGGCAACCGAUUCACAGCCCCCAACGACAAUAAUGCUAAAGAGGUAACAAAGAGGACCUACGCAACAGAACAAGAGUGGAAAAACUGGCAAUGGAGAUCAAUCAGGGAUGAGCUAGUGAAUGGAGCUUAUUUCAGAGAAAGUGGGCCCGUUUUAAAGAACAGACCCUUCACAAAGAAGGACAUGGUGUCCUCCAGGCCUGGUUCGUAUGUAGUAAGGCUCAGUCGCUACGCUGGGGCCCUAAGAUGCUUUGAGGGCAAACCUUGUUAGACAUCAUCAUCAUCACCACUCUGUGCCAAAACCAAAUCCCUC